GAAAAAUGGCGUCGUAUGAAAGUGUUUUCUGCUGCCAGUUGUUUCGGACGUGUAAGUACUACAUCAAAGCGGUGAAGCCGGCAUGCUCUCGAUUCGGCGCUUUAAAUAAGUCAAAUAGCAGCCGCAGCUGACUGGUAGCUUAAUUUAUUCAGAAGAGAGAACAAGAACCUGGAAGUAUGAGAUUUUCGUGGACACUAGGCUUGAGCGGAGUAUUUUUGGCCUACAUUUUGCAUUCUAUGUGGACACUGUACACGUUGUACUACCCAAAGCGCUGUUCUAAAAAUGAGAUCUGCAUCAGACCUACAUGGAACAGCGAAUCAAGAUUUCAAUUGUUCUUCUGUGUAACAACUGCAAAGCAUGUCAGAAGGGCAAGUGAUUUACAUGUAGUGUGGUCUGAAGAUGAGUUUGAUAUUUCUAAACUUCAAGAAAGAGAUUUCAACCUGACGCUCCCUAGAAAGACACUAAGGAAUGGAACAUUGGACGCUUACGUGCUGCUGUUGGAGCGUAAGAAAAGGGAGUCUGUGAAAACACUAGAACAAGUGCUGAGUACUUCGACUGUCAGCAUAGGCAGCAAUCCUCUUACUCGCUACUUGGUUCCAUCUGAAGAGGAGGUCCAACUCAUCAACUCCUUCAAGUCAGAGGCACCAACACCUCCUUCUGCUGGAGGGGUAGAAGGAAAGCCAGUUACCCAUUGGAACCCCAGGGUUGAAGUGAACAUCCUGAGUGACCCAUUCCCUAUCAAAUCAAACCAAAUUCCUGGUGAGAUAGCCCACUUGCUUCAACUGAACUCUCGACGAGAAUAUGUGCCUAUAGUUCACCUGACUGAUGUGACAACGAGAGAAAAAGAUUUUAUAAUGGUAAAAAAGACUGAGCCUGAAGUUCCGUUGAAGAUAGUAGUUAGCCCAGUGUCUAUUGGUCGACUUCGGCUCAUGGUUACUGUCAGUGAAGCUCUCAAGUCAAUGCACGCCUUUGGCCUGACAACUAAGGACACAGAUGAAGUUAAAAGUAUCUUUUUUGACACCAACUUUUAUGUUCUACUCAUGACACUUCUGGUGUCUGGCUUUCAUCUACUGUUUGAUUUUUUGGCUUUCAAGAAUGACGUCAAUUUUUGGCGGGGUCGUAAGACCUUUGAAGGUCUUUCUGUGAAGGCUGUCUUAUGGCGAGGUUUUAGUCAAGUUAUCAUCUUUUUCUACCUUCUUGAUGAAGACACCAGCCGCAUCGUGCUUGUCACGAGUGCUGUUGGAGCAGUCAUUGAGGUCUGGAAAGUAACCAAGGCUCUUAAAAUGACAGUGCACUGGUCAAGCUUUAGGCCUCACAUUGAGUUUGGCGCUAUAAAUGCAGAAGAAACAAAGACACAGGAGCUAGAUUCUCAGGGAAUGCGAUACUUAUCCUACUUGCUCUAUCCACUGUGCAUUUGGGGUGCAAUAUACUCCCUUGUAUACCAGUCAUAUAGAAGCUGGUACUCCUGGUGCAUUCAUAGUCUCGCAAAUGGAGUGUAUGCCUUUGGGUUUCUGUUCAUGCUGCCUCAGCUAUUUCUCAACUAUAAGCUGAAGUCAGUGGCUCACCUGCCUUGGAAAGUGUUCAUGUAUAAGGCAUUUAAUACUUUCAUUGAUGACCUCUUUGCAUUCCUCAUUACAAUGCCGACAGCUCAUAGGGUGGCUUGCUUCAGAGACGAUGCAGUAUUUCUAGUCUAUUUAUACCAGAGAUGGCUCUAUCCUGUGGAUAAAAGCCGUGUGAAUGAAUUCGGGGAGAGCUUUGACAAAUCACCAGAGAAGCCGAAAAAUCAGUGAGCCGUCUUGCAUCCACUGUGCACCGACUAUAAGCCUGCAAAAUAGUCCGGGGACCCACACAAUUCCAUAUGUUGUGUUAUCUGACAUCAUGGGACUCUCCACAUAGCAUUUCUCCUAAGCCAGAGCACACUUUUUCAUUGCAGUGUGUUGUCUGCUUUCUGGCCGCACCUUAACAUUGGUUUUUCUGAUUUUGCUUUUUAAAUUGUCAUGUAUGGUAGUAGGUUUGUGGAAAGAAAUAUUGCUGUGCAUACGGGCUUAAUAAUUUCAUUAUCACAUGAGGAAGAUUGGCCAUUAAGCUUUAUUAAAUUUUUUGGUAAGUAGUAAGUAAUUAGUUACGUACUUGUUGUUUUAUUGUAAGGAUGAGCUGUUUUUUUCCUAAUAAUUCAGUAUUUUGUAAGCAAAACAACAGAGGUUGUGUCAAAGAUUUGUAUACAGUACAGUAAGUGUACCAGUAUCAUUGACAUUGCCAGGGGGGAGUGGGUUCAACCUCUCCCUGAAAUUUUUUUUUUUUUACACUUAUUGCAUGUAUAUAUUGCAUACUCGUGCAUGUGCGCACUCAUAUGAAAGCUUACAGAUAUCACCUUCUACAUCCUCUCCUUCCCUUCUUUCGAGUAAAAUUAUUCUGAAAAGGCAAUACAGUUUCUUCAAAUGCCCGUGUCGCAGUUUAGUCAAAAAGAAAAAAAAAAGAGAAGGCUGGACAUUCUAGUAAUCAUGAUAAAUGUGUCACAUGCAGUUUUAUAUCUGGAAAUCAUUAAUUGAAAUACUUGAAUUAUUAGCCCUUAUUUGAAGUGAAACAGCGUGGGUGUCUUAAUCUUGCAAAAAAGAAAGAGUUGGUUGAACUAGUUUUUUGUGAUGUAGGAUUAUCAAGAGCAAGUGCCUAUACAAUUUAGACUAAACAUCAUCUAUCAGUAUCGAUAUAGAGGGGUUGUAAGACUUCUUGGUUGCCUGCCAAAAUAGAGUGCAUUUACAUUUACACUGGCACUUGAAAAUUUGUCUUUCAGCAUGCUAUUAUUUUUGUUUACGAAACUUGGAUUUUGGAAGUUCCUUGGUGUGGUAAACUGAAGUGGAGUAAUAAAAUGAAUUGUUUUUCACUGUUGA
Molecule: messenger RNA, 2888 nt
Organism: Rhipicephalus microplus (southern cattle tick)
Lineage: Eukaryota; Metazoa; Arthropoda; Arachnida; Ixodida; Ixodidae
Product: lipid scramblase CLPTM1L
Cellular component (GO): endomembrane system; membrane
Source: RefSeq, a predicted model, not a curated record